AGCACCCUGGCAGCCGAAGAGCACCCGCAGCAUGCAGCCCUGCCGGACAGCGCUGCUGGUGCUGGGGGUGGCCGUGGCCGUGGCCGUGGCCGUGGCCCUGCCCGCGCCCCUGGCCCCAGCCCCAGCCCCAGCCCCAAGCAGCUACCAGGAGGCUCUGGCCGCGGCCGUCAACACCUACAACCAGGAGUCGGGCCUGCCCCAGGCCUACCGCCUGCUGGAAGCUGAGCCCCAGCCCCAAUGGGACCUGGCCUCCCAGCCUGUGCAGCCGCUGAAGUUUUCCAUCAAGGAGACGGAGUGCCUGCUGUCGGAGAAACGCGACAUCGGCCAGUGUCCGUUCAAGGACAAGGGGCUGGUCAAAGACUGCACCGGGAUCUACUCCGUGGAGAAGAAGCCCCCCAUCGUCACGGCCAAGUGCGAGGACGCGGGUCAGGGGGUCAAACCGAGAAUGAGACUAUGGGUACCCCCCAUGCCAUGGCAUUGGCCUUUCAACAGGGUCAGGCUGGGGUAGGGGGAGAGGCCGGGCAUCCCCCACCAGCUUCUGCCGCUCGCGCUUCGCUGCCGCCUGCUCCUCCCUGCUGCUUCGUGGCUUGUAGACGACCCCGCUGCCACAAGGACGUCGAAACGGCCCCGUGGACCACGCUGGGCUGGGGUCACAUCCUGUCUCCACCAGUGCUCAGCACCACUUCUUCUCCCAGAAAGCAGAAGGGGGAGAAGGAGCAAACGUGGCCUCGUUUCCCACCUCCUCCACUUCCUGGCACCUGGCUGCGCCCGUUCCUACCCCAGGGCUUGGUGCAGCGCCGGGUGGUUUGCGGGGAGCUCGGCCAAGGGCUGGUGGAUGCAGUUGCUUAGAGGGAAACUGGCCCCUAUGGCCCCUGGCCAGCAGCACAGGGUGCCGUGCCCGGGCACAGACCGGGAAGACAUGGUGCAUGGCACUGUGCACGUGUUGUGUCCUUGUCUCUGCAGUCCCCGGGGCACAGACACCCCUGCCUGAAUAAAGCAUGAGAAGCACCA
Messenger RNA from Alligator mississippiensis (American alligator), 1011 nucleotides. Its product is annotated as cathelicidin-related peptide Oh-Cath-like. Gene Ontology annotation, cellular component: extracellular region. The record is from RefSeq and is a predicted model, not a curated record. Gene Ontology annotation, molecular function: lipopolysaccharide binding. Bases 32 to 508 code for a protein of 158 amino acids. Gene Ontology annotation, biological process: defense response to Gram-negative bacterium; innate immune response; antimicrobial humoral immune response mediated by antimicrobial peptide. NCBI's taxonomy places the organism in Eukaryota, Metazoa, Chordata, Crocodylia, Alligatoridae. The transcript has 4 exons.